Messenger RNA from Salarias fasciatus (jewelled blenny), 1830 nucleotides. RefSeq names its product protein phosphatase 1 regulatory subunit 3C2, duplicate b (gene ppp1r3c2b). Bases 103 to 966 code for a protein of 287 amino acids. The transcript is spliced from 3 exons. Gene Ontology annotation, cellular component: protein phosphatase type 1 complex. Lineage: Eukaryota; Metazoa; Chordata; Actinopteri; Blenniiformes; Blenniidae. The record is from RefSeq and is a predicted model, not a curated record. Gene Ontology annotation, biological process: regulation of glycogen biosynthetic process. Gene Ontology annotation, molecular function: protein phosphatase 1 binding; glycogen binding.
CAUGGAUGACUGAGACAACAUACGACGACGUGCUGCUCCCUGCAGUUUAUCUUCAAAGAAGAUCACAGUCUGUUAACGGCGCCACUCGCUCAGACGAACACCAUGGAGAUGUCCAACACACACGUCUACCCGGCGGUUGGCAUUGGGUCGAUGGCCCAGUCAGCUGGGCUUGUGGAGAUUGCCGUCAGGCUUUGUCUGAACCAACGUAAACAACUGUGUCCUCACGUGUGGGUUCCCAUCCUGAAGCCGCAGCGGCCUUGCCUGCGCUCUUCGCUUUCAGAACAGCCGUCCCCCGAAAUCUUCAGCGAGGCUUAUCUGAGUCCCCCUUUCUCUCUCUUCCUGGAUGACUUCGACGACGACGACGUUGUGAUCCCGAUCAGGAACAAACACGUGGUUUUCGCCGACACCAGGGGACUGUCUCUCACGGCCGUGCGAGAGUUUUCCGAGCGCGAAGAGCCGUCCGACCUUGACCUCCUGCCCUCCCUGCAGGGUUUAGGAAGCAUGACGGAGGACGGCUACAGCUGCACCGUCAGCACCUGCUGCCCGGGAACGAGCCUCAAGCUGGGUUUCCCGCAGCCCUCGGCCGACUUCCAGGCCUUCCGCGCCAAGCUGGCGGAGAGCAUGGUCAUCCUGGAGAACUGCAGCAUCGUGGAGCAGGGCCUCCACGGGACCGUCCGGGUGAAGAACAUCAGCUUCCAGAAGGACGUGCGCGUGCGCAUCACCUUCGACUCGUGGCGGAGCUACAAGGACGUGCCCUGCACGCACCUGCAGAAGCGCUUCGGAGGGCCGCAGACAGACGUCUUUGAAUUUGACGUUCCCAUUCCCAAAGUCCUGGACGCCAAAAGGAAGAUCGAGUUCUGUUUGAGGUAUUUGCCAGGAGGGCACAACGAGCCUUUCUGGGACAAUAACAACGGGGAAAAUUACAGCAUUAUAGUGUGUGUGAACUCACAUCUCUGCUGUGGGUAGAAUCUAAGUGAAAGGCCAUGACACACUUUGAUCGAGGCGAGAUGUGAAGCCUAUUUUUAUCAUGUGUAUUACGUCAAUCCCUGUAGUGGAAAGUGGAAAGACAUGGGGUAUAUUUAUUACACCCGCUCUGUUUUCUCCAUGAAAUAUGAAUCAACAAAUGUAUUUUAAAAUCAGGUACAGUUUUUGGGAUUUAAUAUUUUCCAAUUUUAGCCCCAACAUUGAAAUUUCACUCCCCAUUGUCCUGACUAACAUUUUGGCUUGUCGCUAUGCUAUGAAUUGGCGUUGCAGUCCAGAGCAGGGAUCCCUUUUCACCCCCUGCAUUUCUGGGAAUCAUUUAUAGGUCAGAGAUUAUUGGGCAGGGAGAAACAGGAGCCCCGUAGCAGGAGAGGCUAAUCUUAGCUCAGGGCCGUUUUCAGAGCCGAGGCAUGCAGUCAGAAAGUUACUGCUGCAGCCAGCUCUGACGUGCAAACAUCCCCACUGUAGCCCUCAUAGGUGUAACAUCCCAAACGGCUUUCACGUGUCUGAUCACAUGUCGUGUGGAAAUGCAACACGGACACAGUGUGUCACAAAAAUCAAUUUCUUACACUUGUACAAAUUCAUUUUGAAGCUAGUAGAAAUGCAUAGUGUGAGGAUGCUACAAGUAGAAGUUAAAGUGGGAUAGUCCAAAAGGAUUGAUGAUUUAAUAUUUGGAAAUUUUACUUUUGUUUAUAGAAGAAAAGUUGUGUUAUUCCGAUAUUGUGUACAGGGCAUUACUAUAAGUUGAAUUCAUGAUUUCUAUUUUAAAAAUAUAUUAAAAAUGUAAUUAUUGUAAACACACAUUGGAGGAAAAAAAUGUAAAUUGGAAAAUUAUUGUGCAAACGCCAU